AUCUCUACCACCACCAAUUGCUUAAAGGCUAGAUUUCAGGGAAUCACAGCUGAUCACAUGGGACAGGUACACUGAUCAUCAUGGCACUGAUGAUCAGUGUGCCCUGAUGAUCAGUGUGGCCCCAGAAGUGCCACCAGUCAGUGUCCAUCAGUGCCAGCUGUCAGUGCUGAACAGUGCCACCUGCCAGUGCCCAUCAGUGCCACAUCAAUGCCACAUAUCAGUGCCUACCAGUGCACAUCAGUGCCCAUCUGAGCUGCCUUUCAGUGUCACCCAUCAGUGCCAGUCAGUACCACCUAUCAAUGCCAAUCAGUGCCGCCUAUCAGUGCCAGUCAGUGCCGCCUAUCAGUGCCAGUCAGUGCUGCCUUUCAGUGCCCAUCAGUGAUGCCUGUCAAUGCCCAUCAGUGCCACCUACCAGUGCCUCCUCAUCAGUGCCCAUCAGUGCCACCUAUUAGUGUCCAUCAGUGCAUCUUAUCACUGGACAUCACUACAGCCUCAUUAGCGCACAUCAGUGAAGGAGAAAAAUCACUUAUUUACAAAAUUUUAUAACACAAACUAAGAAAAAACAUUUUUUUUUCAAAAUUUUCAGUGGUUUUUGGUUUGUUUAAGAAAAAAUUA
This is a messenger RNA of Staurois parvus, 615 nucleotides long. NCBI's taxonomy places the organism in Eukaryota, Metazoa, Chordata, Amphibia, Anura, Ranidae. The record is from the annotation of a GenBank genome assembly.